Panicum hallii is the source of this 1165-nucleotide messenger RNA. RefSeq lists its product as uncharacterized. NCBI's taxonomy places the organism in Eukaryota, Viridiplantae, Streptophyta, Magnoliopsida, Poales, Poaceae. The transcript has a single exon. The coding region runs from base 262 to 903 and encodes 213 amino acids. The record is from RefSeq and is a predicted model, not a curated record.
AGGUGGAUCUAGCACGCGCCCAAAUGCCCACCUUCCUCUGCAGCCUUUGUUCAAAAAAAAAAAACUUCCUCUGCAGCUAAUCCACCCCACACGGCCGCACGCUAUAUAUAUCCUACACGCACCUGCCAAGCAGCAGAGCCUCUCUUUCUUCCUUCCCGUCAAUCUCCUCCUGCCUUUCCAGAGUUCGAAGCAGAGCAAGCCAGGACAAGCAACCGCGCCAAGCAGCAGAGAGCGCGGGCGAUCCAGUUGGCCGGCGCGCAGAUGAUCGCGGCGGUGUGGCGGUGGCUGCCGCUGCCUGCGUGGCUGGGCUCCACCGCGCUGUGGUUCGUCUUCCUGAACGCGGUCGUCGCCGCCGUCGCCGUCCUGUCCCGGUCCCGCCCCUCGCUGGCGUCGCCCCGCCGCGGCGCCGGGAUCACGCGCAGGGCCUCCUCGGCGGUGCUGCAGCGCCUCCGCUCCUUCUCCAUCUUCUCCUUCCCCUCCGCCACCUUCACCACCGCGCCGCUCCUGCAGCCUGACGCCGCCGCCCACGCCCAAGAAUCAGAGGACCCGGCGACGGCCCGGGCCGUGAUCAGGCAAUCGCCGCGGUCGCUCCCCCUCGCGCCAUCCCCCAAGGCAGAGCUCGUGCAGGUGGCGGAGGAGGGCGAAGGCGGGGACCCGAACGGGAUGAGCAUGGACGAGGCCUACGCGCUGGCGCUGGCGGCGCGGCGGCGGCCGGAGCGGGAGAGGGAGGAGGAGGCGAGGAGGUCGGAGGUGGACGCCAAGGCGGAGGAGUUCAUCCGCGGGUUCAAGGAGGACCUGCGGCAGCAGCGCCUCAACUCCAUCUACAACUACACCCAGAUGCUCAAGCGGCGCGCGUUCGGCGGCGGCGGCCGGCAGCCGGACGCCCGGCCAGAUCAGCUGUGAUUCCCCUCACGUGCUCAAUUCGUCCAGGUGUUGGUCAUCAUUUUUUCAGGGAGACCAAUUCUAUUUUGAGUUGUGGUGCUGUACAUAAGCUAGUUUGGUCAGAUUGCUUGUAUAGUUUGGACUUUGGACAGAUUGUUUUGGAUGUUUUGUUUAAUUUUCUUUCUGCGCGUCUGCGCCCACGCAAAUGUUUUUUGUAAUCACAUUUCAUUUGUUCUUUGAAACGGGUCGGUAAUAAUAUAAACGUGCGAAUUGGAUAGCAAAA